Molecule: messenger RNA, 837 nt
Organism: Cricetulus griseus (Chinese hamster)
Lineage: Eukaryota; Metazoa; Chordata; Mammalia; Rodentia; Cricetidae
Source: RefSeq, a predicted model, not a curated record
UCCACAGCGGGCUUGGCUCCUGGCAAAACCGCUUUGCUGUCAUGGCCCCUCCACCGCUGUCUCCUCCGCUUUGCAUUUUGCCGCCAGGCUCGGGCCCUCCCCGCUUCGUGUGUUACUGUGAGCCGGAGGGUGGUGGAGACGGGGACGGUGGCGGCUUCAACCUCUAUGUGACAGACGCCGCGGAGCUCUGGAGCACCUGCUUCUCGCCUGACAGCCUGGCGACUCUCAAAGCCCGAUUUGGCUUAAGUGAGACUGAGGACAUCCCUUCCCGGUUCAGGGCAGCCUGUCAGCAGCAAGCAGUGACUGUAAGCCUGCAAGAGGAUAGAGCCUUGAUGACCCUUCCAGGGGAUACCUCUGCACUAGCCUUUGACCUCUCCAAGGUGCCCAGCCCAGAGGCAACCCCCAAGCUACAGGCUUUGACUCUCAGCCUGGCAGAGCGUGUGUACAACCUAGAGAAGCGACUAGCAGCUGCAGAAGAGAUCGCCACUAGUCCCAGGAAGAAUACCCAUCCAGCGGGCCCUCAACUCUUCUUACCAGAACUUGAUCACCAGAGAGGCAGCUCUGGACUUGGGGUCAGGAGACGGUGUCCAGGGGAGUCUCUCAUCAACCCUGGCUUCAAAAGUAAGAAACCAGCUGGUGGUGUAGACUUCGAUGACACCUGAAGAUACAGCAGAACCUGUGACCCUGACAGGAGCUAUAAGGAAAGGGGUAGAUCCAAGACCCCCACCAUUCAGAGACACCCCUUGCUUAACUUCCACUGGCUGAUCCUACUGUUGGGCAGGAGUACCUCUCAUGCCUUCCUGGUCAAAUAAACUACUGUCUCAGGUAGAAAUGCUA